GGCGCCGGAGGGAGGGAGGCAAUGAGUAGAAAAAGUAGAGGAAGGGGAAGAAGAAGAGAGGGGUGUUCUCUCAGGGUAAGGAAGGGAGGGGACCCUAUAUAACCCGGUGUCCUAUACAGGAAGCGUCAGUGUGAUCCAGGCUGCCAUCCUUGCCAUUCUUGCCAUGGCUGCCUCUCAGGUCCUGCUUUUGACGGCGACUCUGGCGGCGAUGUCCAGUGUCCUGGCGGUGCCCCAGCAGCUACGUGAGCCCCUCGGGAUCUACAGCGGAGACGUGGCUCGCUAUGAGUUUGGCUACGAGGUGAACGCUCCUGACUACGGCAAUGACUUCUCCCACGCUGAGAGGCGGGAGGGGGACGACACUUCAGGCCAGUACCGUGUGUUGCUGCCUGAUGGUCGCAUCCAGGUGGUCUCCUACACUGUCAACGGGGAUUCGGGCUAUGUGGCUGAAGUCUCGUAUCAGUGAAAGCAAAGGAGCCACGUAGCGCACCGCAGGACCACUGUCUACAAUUCCUGACGAUCUCACUCAUGGUCACGACUCCUUCAGUAGGGCAGCUUACCUGUGUUGGCUGCUCUCUCUCUCUCUCUCUCUCUCUCUCUCUCUCUCUCUCUCUCUCUCUCUCUCUCUCUCUCUCUCUCUCUCUCUCUCUCUCUCUCU
Molecule: messenger RNA, 655 nt
Organism: Scylla paramamosain (green mud crab)
Lineage: Eukaryota; Metazoa; Arthropoda; Malacostraca; Decapoda; Portunidae
Product: pro-resilin-like
Exons: 3
Coding region: 164-463 (99 amino acids)
Cellular component (GO): extracellular matrix
Source: RefSeq, a predicted model, not a curated record